This is a messenger RNA of Dibothriocephalus latus, 591 nucleotides long. The record is from the annotation of a GenBank genome assembly. NCBI's taxonomy places the organism in Eukaryota, Metazoa, Platyhelminthes, Cestoda, Diphyllobothriidea, Diphyllobothriidae.
AUGGAAGUAAAAGGCGACCCUAAUAACUCAUCAAUCAAGAAACCGCAGGAUACGAUUCUAGCGCGGGCUCUCUAUGAUAAUAAUCCAGAAUAUUCGCAGGAACUCGGUUUUGUUAAAGGGGAUGUGCUCACGGUACUGAAGAAAGACCCUGAAGGAUACGAAGGUUGGUGGAUAUGCAGCCUUCGCGGAAAAGUGGGUAUUGCUCCAGGAAACCGUUUGGAAAUUCUGGGAACUAUAACCCCAAAGCACACAACGCCGGAGGCCGAACCGUAUGACCAGAUUCCGACUCCAACCACCAACGACUCCUCCAACACGGAAAGGAGUGAACAUUCAGUCUCACGGUCUCCCAAUCCCUGUUAUGAGAACAUAUCACCCUCGCAGUCAACUCGCAAUGGCUUUCUGCCGCCAUCAUCAUCUCAGGAUCGAGGAUCUCACUCACCGUCCGUGCCAACUUCUCUCGAUGGAAGCGCAGACCCGGAAUUUAUUGAACCGACAAGCUUGCGGGUGGAUUCAGCCCUAAACAACCUGGAACAGCUCACCCUCGCUGACCCUUCCAAAAAUCAUCAGUCUCCAAGCCCUCAGGUAUUUUGA